Larimichthys crocea (large yellow croaker) is the source of this 4209-nucleotide messenger RNA. It is a transcript of the gene tbc1d10c, whose product is annotated as TBC1 domain family, member 10C. Gene Ontology annotation, molecular function: GTPase activator activity; small GTPase binding. NCBI's taxonomy places the organism in Eukaryota, Metazoa, Chordata, Actinopteri, Sciaenidae. Gene Ontology annotation, biological process: regulation of GTPase activity. The transcript is spliced from 12 exons. The record is from RefSeq and is a predicted model, not a curated record. The coding region runs from base 282 to 3884 and encodes 1200 amino acids.
CAGUGCAAAGCAUGCAGGAGUAGUUAAAACUCAUGAGAGGAACUUAAAAAGCACACAGGGGAUACAGGAAACCACACGUUUCAACACUGAAGAAGCUCUUCACUGAAAACAAGGGAAGUUAAUUUAAGUGGGCAUGAUGCAUUUACAAUACUGAGAGAGAGGAAGGCAGAGGCAGAGAGAGAGAGAGAGAGGAAGUUGGUCUUCCUAUCAUCACUGGAGAAUCUCACACUUCAGCUCUUCAACUACCGAGUGAUCAAACAUGACGGAAAUGUGAAAGUAAGAUGUUGAGUCCAUCGAGUCCAGCCCAGAAGAACCUCGGUGAAGAGGACAGCUCUGGAUCUGACGCAGGGUCAGAGCUUAGUCUGGAGCCUGAGACAGACCGCUUUGGGUUCAUUGUAACCAAUGGAUCCACAGCUGGGAGUGCGGGCCCACCCCCUGAGUUGGUCAGACAGAGGGAGGCCAAAUGGAUAAACAUCAUUCUCCAGUGGGAUCGCAUAUUGUUGAAGAAGACCAGCAAGGUCAAAGUGCAGUGUCAGAAAGGCAUCCCAGCCUCGCUCAGAGCUAAGUGCUGGCCUCUGCUGUGUGGAGCGACUGACAGGAUGAAACCAAACGAAAAACUCUACGAGACCCUGGACUCGCAGCCCGCUCUGCAGAGCUGGGUAGAUGUGAUCGAGAGAGACCUGGACCGACAGUUCCCUUUCCAUGAAAUGUUUCUUUCCAAGGAUGGACAUGGACAGCGCGGUUUGUUCCGGGUGUUGAAAGCUUACACUCAGUACCAACCAGAAGAGGGUUACUGCCAAGCACAGGGGCCUGUGGCUGCAGUGCUGCUGAUGAACAUGCCAGCUGAGGAGGCCUUUUGGUGUCUGGUGCAGAUCAGUGAGAAGUACCUGCCUGGAUACUACAGUCCUCUGCUGGAGGGAGUCCUGUUUGACGCGGCCAUGCUGACCUGGGUCUUGAAAAGGACUUGUCCAGCUGCACACAAACACCUGCAGCAUCACGGAGUUGAGCCCCUCAUGUUCGCCACCGACUGGCUGAUGUGUCUCUUCACACGACACCUACCUUUCAACACACUUCUGCGAGUCUGGGACCUCUUUUUCUGCUAUGGGGUACGGGUGCUGCUGCAGGUCGCAGUAGUUCUGGUACGUCGGGUGUUGGGCCGGGCUGAACAGAGAAAGCAGUGUCCAGGUCAGAUGGAGACUCUGGAGAAGCUGAGGGGAGUCAGGGAGCAGGUCCAAGAUGAAGACGAUGCCUUCAUCGCUGAGGUGUGCUCAGUGGCGCUGUCAGCCAGAGAUCUGGAGAAGCACACGGAGAAGGAGUUACAAAAGUGGAGGAAAGACAGACCCUCAUCCACCUUUGACCCAAGAGGCCGCUGCCAUGGAUACCGGACAGUUUGGGCGAGGGCGAGGCAGAGCAGGGAAGAACGAGAGAAGAAAGCGAGAGAGAAAGGGAACCUGUCCGUCCCUCUCGCCCGCUCGGCCUCCACUCUCUCUCUGUCUCCCUCCAUCCUUCACAAGAAGUGGAAGAAAGGCGGAAAGGCUAAUGCAGGCGAUUGGGAAGGUGGCGGCGGUGGUGGCAGAAUUGAAAGGCAACUCUCAAUGGGAGCAAAGGAGGACUGCAGGAGCUGGAGUGAGUUACAUUUUAAGAAAGUGCAGGGUGUUCAGGAGGAGGAGGAUGUAGAUGAACAUAAAAAACAGAGUGAGGCGAAACCAGCACCACAAAGUGAACAAAAGGAACCAGAAAAAAAUGAAAACAUCCAAACCAAACCAACAGAGCAGGCAGAAGAAACAGUCACGGUAAAAGUUCAUAAUGAACAAGAGGAAACAUUCAUCACUGAAAAGGAGGAAAGCCAACUCAAAGAGACAGAGGAAAACAAAAUGUUGCCAGAGCAGACAGAAGAAACAAAUGUGGAGACAGAACCAACCAAAAGUCCAAUUGAAGAUCAGACUGCUGAACAUAUUGUUGCACAGAGAAAGGAGCUGGACUCUAACAACCAGUCACAAGAUCAAAGCAAUGACCAGGACAUUGAGGUUGACGACACAAAUAAUGAGACAGAAGAACCAGAGGCAGAGAGUGAACCUACGGCUGCUGUGGAGGAAAACCAGACUGAGAUACAGACAGAUGCUGAUGCAGAUACAAACACAGAGGUGGAGAUGGAGGAAAGUGUACACCCAAGUGAGGAACACAUGGAUCAGUCUGACGUGAAACCAGAGGAGAGUGCAGAAAAUGAAAAUAUGCAACAGACUCAGGUGGGCUCAGUCAGAGAAGUCCCUGCAACAGCAAAUCCAGGCUCCGAGACAGGUGACGAAGUUGAAGCUCCAGCUGUCAAAGAUUGUACAGUAGAAACAGAGACACAACAGCAACAGGAGGAAGUGAUCGCAGAGACAGACAGACACUCACAGGGAGAUGCAUUUGAAAGAAAAUACCACAGUGCUGAGUCAUUGACAGAAACAGACAUGAAAGAAGAGUCCCACACCCAAACAGUGACAGAAACUGACGUACAGGUACAGACUCAAGAAAAAGUUGAGGAAAAUGCAGCCACACAGGACGACUUAGAGGCUGAGAUAGUACGAAUAGAUUCAAAUGAACAUGUAGACUCAAAGACAGAAGCAGAGACAUUAACACUGUGUACGCCUGACUGCAUCCAACCAGAGGAAGGCACUGACUUGAAAGCUGAUGCAGAGGCUGAAGCAGAAGCACCAGUUUCAAUCGACACUGUGAGGGAGUCGAGUGAAGCUCAGUGUUCGGAGGAGGAAGAGGGUGAGGCAACAGCAUCUGAACCCACACAGGAAAGAGAAGAAAUAGUUUUGCCUGCACACUCAGAAGUCGAAAAUGAUCAAACACAAGCAGCAGAAACUGAGCCGAAGGAGGAGAUUCCUGACUCCCUAGCACCUCCACAGGAGGCGGUGACUUCAGCACAAGGUGAAGAAGUGAGUCUCAGCGCUGAGCCUGAUGGGAUGAGUUCAGCAGGAAUGACCACCACUGAGGAACCUGCACCUGAACAACCAAAGAGUGAAGACACUUUGGAAGCUGUGGAAGAGGAAAAAAGCACCGAUAAUGUUGAAGAAAACACAGAGGACGACGUCUUUAUUUCGACUGAACCAGCAGACUCGAAUGCUGACAGUAAAACACAAGUCCAAGACAAAGAGUCUUGCCUCGUGAAAGACCCGACUGAGCCGAAUAACAGCGUCCUGCCACAAGCCACCGGUCGCCGAAACAGCCGGUCUUCUGGAGAUUUCUGCGUCCGUAAGUCGUCCAGCUCCCGUGGGUCCAGGUUAGGACGAAGGCUCUCUCAAGAUCUCUUCACUGUGCCACAGAAAACCAGCCAAUCAACUCCUGAUGAGCCAGAAGUUAAACACACUGAAUCACAGUCCAGUACUGAAGCUGUAAACCCAACCCAAACUCCUACUAAAGUGACUUCAGAAGUCGCCUCGUCACUGUCUGAAGAAGCGAUUGAGAGGACAGAGCUACAGCAGGAGCCACUGCCGGCCAACCCCCCGAAACGUUUUGGUCUCUUCCGCAGGCUGAAAGGAGAACAGCCCAAAAAGACCAAAAUGCAAGUGCCCAAAAUCUUGAUUCAGGACUUCAGUGAUCAAACAGGGACUGAGAAACUGCCUGAUGAAGAGGGGGAGGAGAAGCUGAGCUCAAGGGAGAGGAGGAGGAGGCGACGAGAGCGAGAGAGAAGAGAGAAGGAGGAGGAGAGGUUGAGGAAAAAGAGGGAGAAGGAGCUGGAGAAGGAGAGGGAGCGAGAGAGGAGGAAACCACAAACAAGGGGCAAAAGUUUCCAAGUGCAAAAAGAGAAAGGGAGCAGUGAUGAGCCUCAACCUAGAAAGACUGGACCUCGUAUGCUUAGAAAUUCUGCUUCUUAUGCUGAAUCUUACUUUUGACAAUAUACAAAUCUUCAGCUGUUAUCGGACCUGGAGGGAAGAGGAGGUGUUUGUCCUUCAGGCCUCACCUAGAUCUGUCUUGUUGAAGCGCUGGUUUGAUGGUUGAUGUGCAGAGAUCCUAAAUCUUUGUCAUACUUGAACCUUUUAAUAUGUAAAUAAGUGUUUACAUAUUUUUGAAAAAUAUGUUUCUUUUAUUCAGAGGAGCUUUUCUUUGUUGCGCCUUGAUCACAAACCAAACUGACUGAACAAAAAUAAACAGGAAGUGCUUCAUGUUCAUGUUCAACUCCACCAUUCACGUUACAGUUCAAUAAAAAGUUGGAAUACA